CAAAAAAAUAUCGAGCAUUCUUUAUUUUGAAAAACAAAAAAUUCUUUCGACUUUUUUAAUGAAAGUUUUCUAUCUGGAUUAAUAACCAAAAAUGGCUUCAUAUGAUCGACAAAGAUUACGAUUGAAACAAGAACCGAUUGAUGAAUGGUCAACACAGGAAAAACUUGUUUUGGCAUCUGGUGUACAGAAAAUUGGAAAUCAAAAUUGGGGACCUAUAGUACGACAUUUAAAAUCAUUUGCCGAAAAAGAUCGACCAUCCGAUUGGUUUAAUCCAAAAUUCUGUGCACUUCAAUACAAUGAUAUGUUCGAUAAGAUUGAAGCACCAAAACGUAAACGUGGAGAACGUGGUGAAGAAACUACACAAGAUUUAAUUGUAAAAAAAUAUUCUACUGAACGUAUGAAUGAACUGGAACAAGGAAUGAAAGAAAAAUUUAAAGAAAUAAAAAAUUUAAAUAAGAUUUUGGAUAAAUUAAAAUCAUCCGAUUAUGAUCGAAAUUAUUUACAAAAAUUAUCAACCGAUAUUAAAAAAAGAGAACAACAAAAAAAAGAUGAAGAAAAUGAAUAUCAAAAAUGGUUAGCUGAACGUGAAAUGAGAUUAUCACAAAUAUCGAUGAAAUUCCGUUCCGGAUCAACACCAAUUACCAAUCGACAAUCAUCUAUUCGAGGAGGUGAUUCGAUGGCAGCCAAAGAAAAACCACCGACAACACUGAUGGCUGAAAAAACCGUUGAUAUUGAAAAAGAAAAAUUACCGGAAAAUGAAAUUUCGGAAAAUAUAUCAGUGGAAAAUAACAAAACUGAUAAUAUUGAUGAUACUGAACCGAUAGACAAUCAAACAUUAUCGACUUCUAUCGUACAAAAUCAAGCAUCAAUUAUUUCACCAAAAACUGAAAACAAUUCAGAAACUGAAUUGAUUUUGGAACGAAAUAAAAAUGAUGAUAUAAAACCAUCGACAGAAAUUGAUGAAAAAACUAACGAAAAUCAUUCGACGAAAACUACGAAUACAACAACAACCAGCAAAAUCGAAACGACAGUCGAUAUUGAAUCAGAUUCUGCAUCCAGUAAUUAUAAGGAUAAUGUUGAAAAUGAACCGACUAACAUUACUAUCGAAAUGACUAAUGAUGAAUCUUGUGAAACAAAUGAAACAGUUUUUGAUGAUGGAAUUGUUUCAUCAACAGAAUCGAAAACAGAAGACAAUAGUGGUGGUAGAAUUUCAACGACAGAACAGAAAAUUAUUUCUGAAAUUAAACCCGAUCUACAUACUGAUUCAUCAAUGGACAUUGUUGAAAGUCCUGCACCACAUAAUACAAAGGAUAAUGUUGACAAUUCAAUAAAAAUUGAUUCCGAAUUGAUGGAUGAUAAAAAUAUAGUAAAAGUUGAACAACAAAACGAUCAAAGUCAAGAAUCUAUUUCUACACCAAAUAAUGAUAAAAAUAAUAGCCGACAAAGAAAACGUAGAAGACUUAAUACCAGUAAUACGAGUAAUAAUGUUAUUCAAACACGUUCAACCCGUUCGACGGCUCAUCAUUCUGUUGAACAACAACAACAACAAAAUGAAUCAAUCACUGUAAUGAAAAAAGAAGAUGAAACUUUAAAACCAACAACAACAGCAACAAAAAAACGAACUUCUUCCAUCAAUGAAGAAUCAUCGAAUACAUUUGUAAAUUAUAGUGAAGAAUCGAAUGAUUCAAAAAGUGUUAUUUCCGAACCAGCCGGAUCAACUUCAUCUCGAACUGCUAACGAUAAUAAUGAUAGCGAUGCUAAAUGGAAAAAAGCAUCUUCAGCCAUCAUACGAGCCAUACAAAAUCAUCGAUAUGCUCAGUUAGUUUUGAAACCGUUCGAAAAUAAUGAUGAAUAUCGUGAUGCUAUAUAUCAGGAUAUCGAUCUGAAUGCAACUAAAAAACGUAUCGAAUCUGGACAAAUUCGUAAUGAAUCUGAAUUUAAACGUGAUUUAAUGUUAAUGUUUACUAAUGGUAUUAUUUUGAAUACUGAACCAAAUAUAAUCAAAAGCAUAAUGGAAUUUGCUAAAGAAACGAUUGAUCUUUUCGAUACAACUGAAACGACUAAAAUCAAAACACGUGAAAAAUAUCACACAACACUUGAAGUUGAAAAAAAUUCGCGAAGACAAACAAGAGGUUCGGUUAUGAAUGAGAAUGAAAAAUUAUCAAGAUCGGGAAAAAAGAUAUCAUCAUCAACAUCCACAAAUUGACAAUUGAAUUGAAAUGAUCAUAUGUUUAAUUUAAAAUGGACCAAAUUUUAUUUUUUGAAA
Molecule: messenger RNA, 2266 nt
Organism: Dermatophagoides pteronyssinus (European house dust mite)
Lineage: Eukaryota; Metazoa; Arthropoda; Arachnida; Sarcoptiformes; Pyroglyphidae
Cellular component (GO): NuA4 histone acetyltransferase complex
Molecular function (GO): protein binding
Source: RefSeq, a predicted model, not a curated record